Messenger RNA from Andrographis paniculata, 2540 nucleotides. RefSeq names its product subtilisin-like protease SBT2.5. The coding region runs from base 123 to 2540 and encodes 805 amino acids. NCBI's taxonomy places the organism in Eukaryota, Viridiplantae, Streptophyta, Magnoliopsida, Lamiales, Acanthaceae. The record is from RefSeq and is a predicted model, not a curated record. Gene Ontology annotation, molecular function: serine-type endopeptidase activity. The transcript is spliced from 9 exons. Gene Ontology annotation, biological process: proteolysis.
CAUAAGCAUUUAUGUUCUUGUUGUGCACGCAUUACAUUGAUUGCUCGAUAGAAUUCAUGGCGAAUCAGCUGUGCCUCUCCUUUUAUUCUCUACUCUAUUAACUACUAACUGCUUCUUAGUCCAUGAUAUUCGUUGUCAUCAUUGUUCUCAUCUCUUCGAUCCACCAAUGGAUGUUCGCGGUCCACGGCAAGGUCUUUAUGGUUCUCAUGGAGGAUGAUCCGGUCGUAAUGACACCACUAAGGGGCGAUGAGGAUGUUACAUUGUACAAAGAUUGGAUUAGACGGGAGCACGAGGCUUUCCUCCAAUCCCUCAACCAAGAAGGCGCAUAUGUCAAACUCUAUAGCUACACGCAUUUGUUGAACGGCUUUGCAGUCGAUAUCAAGGGGGACGAUAUGCUUCAUUCGCUACGUCAUGCAGAGGGAGUUCAAUCCAUCCAAGAAGAUGUAAAAAUCGAGAAGUUCACAACACAUACGCCGGAUUUCUUAGGAAUCCCAGAAGGUGCUUGGCCAAGCUUAGGUGGAUCCAACGUUGCAGGCGAUGGUGUCGUGAUUGGCCUAAUAGACACCGGGAUCAAUCCUGCCCAUCCCAGCUUCACAACCAAAGCACCACCUGCCUCAAGCCGGAGUACUUUUGCCCAGAACGGAAAGUUCAAAGGAAGAUGUGCUACCGGGGAUCGGUUUCCAUCCUCAGCUUGUAAUGGCAAGAUCGUCGGCGCACAGUACUUUGCACGCGCUGCAAUCGCUGCAGAAGAAUUUAAUUCAUCUCGGGACUAUGCUUCCCCCUUCGAUGCUGAUGGCCAUGGCAGCCAUACAGCCUCGAUAGCAGCCGGGAACUACCAUGUUCCUGUCUUCACCAACAACUUCAACUAUGGCUAUGCAAGCGGCAUGGCGCCUGGAGCAAGGAUUGCUGUGUACAAAGCUCUGUAUCCCUUCGGAGGCUACAUGUCUGAUGUUGUCGCUGCAGUUGAUCAGGCAGUAGAAGAUGGUGUUGACAUACUAAGCCUUUCGAUAGGACCAUCGAGCGUUCCUUCCGGAUUGUCUGCAUUCUUGAACAUUCUAGAACUCGAACUUCUAUUCGCGACAAAAGCCGGUGUUCUGGUUGUUCAAGCUGUCGGAAACGGCGGCCCCUCGUCGAGCUCUAUACUCUCCUUCAGCCCUUGGAUCACCAGCGUUGCCGCGUCCAUAACCGACAGGAAAUACAGUACUUACGUUACCCUUGGGAACGGCCAACAUUUGAUCGGCAAUGGACUUUCACCACCUACAGCCGGAGAAGUGUUCUUCCCCAUUGCUGCUGCUGCAGAUGUUUCCCAUCAGAACAUCACAGCCGGGCUCGUCGAGAGCUGCCAAAGUGCCAAUUCUUUUAUACACAGCUUGGUCAGAGGAAAGCUGAUCAUCUGCACAUACACAUUCGACUUCGAAUCCGAAGCUGCGAGCAUCUCUAAAGUGGCAGCCGUCAUCCAAAGAAUCGGGGCAGCCGGUUUCAUCCUGACCAUGGAUCCCGACAUCGGUUCCGAGCAGAUAAAGGGCGCCACGGUGACCCUAAGAGUCCCCGGAAUCAUUCUAAACAAUCUGGAAUCUUCUUCGGCACUGUGGGAAUACUACAAUUCAAAUACGGUGAGGAGUCGAAGCGGUAGAGCCGUCGGAUUCAGAGCCAAAGCACGGAUAUUGGAUGGCCGGAGAGCUACUUACACUGGCCAAGCCCCGAUUGUCGCAUUGUACUCGUCGCGAGGCCCCGACGUGAACAAUGCUCUUCUAGAAGCUGCUGAUGUCCUGAAACCUAAUGUCAUGGCUCCAGGUUCAUCAAUAUGGGCUGCUUGGAGUCCCAACAGUGAAGGAGAUGAAUAUAUCAAAGGGCAGAGCUUCGCAUUGCUCUCGGGGACGAGCAUGGCUACGCCGCACGUCGCGGGGGUUGCUGCUCUGAUAAAGCAAAAAUACCCCGACUGGACGCCGGCGGCGAUCACUUCAGCGAUCAUGACUACUGCCGACGUGAUUGACCAUUCCGACUCUCCCAUUCUAGCUCAGAGGAAGAACAAGCUGUCUCCGGCGACGCCCUUCGAUUUCGGGGCGGGCUCGAUCAAUCCUUCCAAGGCCCUCGAUCCGGGGCUCGUGUUCAAUGCGCACUUCCACAACUAUAUAGAGUUUCUGUGCGCCGUCCCGGGCGUUGACGACAUGUCGAUAAGGCGGGCAGUGGGAGUCGGAUGCCGCGAAAACAGGAAGGAGUGGUGCUCGGAUCUGAACACGGCGAGCAUCACCAUUUCAAACCUGGUUGGAUCGAGGAAGGUGGUAAGAAGGGUGACGAAUGUAGGACUUUUCGACGAGAAGUACCGAGUUGUCCUGAGAGAACCUGUCGGAGUUAGCAUUAGUGUGAUGCCGGCUGCGUUUAAGAUCAGCGCGAGCGCGUCGAGGCACGUCACACUUGUUCUGAAAGCUACUCAGAGAACAAAUGCUUACACUUUUGGGGAGAUGGUUUUUGAAGGUAAUAAGGGCCAUGUUGUUAGAGUUCCUAUUGCUGUCUUUGUUAGCAGCUCCUUAGGUUUCUAG